Messenger RNA from Penicillium nucicola, 1569 nucleotides. RefSeq names its product Major facilitator superfamily domain general substrate transporter. Gene Ontology annotation, cellular component: membrane. Gene Ontology annotation, biological process: transmembrane transport. Gene Ontology annotation, molecular function: transmembrane transporter activity. The record is from RefSeq and is a predicted model, not a curated record. The coding region runs from base 1 to 1569 and encodes 522 amino acids. The transcript is spliced from 7 exons. Lineage: Eukaryota; Fungi; Ascomycota; Eurotiomycetes; Eurotiales; Aspergillaceae.
AUGGAGACUAAGAACAACUCCACGGAUCUGAAGCUUGACACUCUUCCACGAAGAUCCCAAGACAUUGAGUUUGGAUCCGUCCAACCGAUUUCGGCAGACAGUGAUAACGUAAAGCAAGAAUCUGUCGCCACAGAUGCAAACAAUGAGGCCGAAGUUUACUUGGCAGAGCACCAUGCCGAAUGGGGUCAGUAUACAGAACAUGAAUCCAAGAGAGUUCUUCGACGCAUCGAUUGGCGUAUUCUCCCACUUAUCACUAUCACAAUGACCUUAGCCGGGGUGGACAAAAUCCUCAUCUCAAACGCAACCCUUUACGGAAUGACCGAAGAUGUUGGCCUUCACGGGGACCAAUAUAAUUGGGUUGCAUCAAUUUUCUACUUUGGGUAUAUGGCCGCCACAUUCCCUGCCAAUGCAAUGCUUCAGAAGAUUCCCGUGGGAAAAGCGCUAGGCUGUGCAACGAUAGGCUGGGGUGCCCUUGCCACGUUAAUGGGGGCUUCCAAUAAUUUUGGUGGACUUUUGGUGCUUCGUUUAAUUAUGGGCUGCUUUGAAGCACCCAUAUUUCCUUGCAUUACAGCUCUCGUUGGCAUGUGGUACACGAAGAAGGAGCAGCCAACGCGUACAGCCAUUUGUUUUGCUGUAUUCUCGACGUUGAUUACCGGUACAGUGUCAUAUGGCAUUGGACAUUCGAACACAAGUGUCGCUCCCUGGCGUCUCCUAUUCUUCGUUUUCGGACCGGCCACAAUAUUAUGGGGUAUCAUAUUGCUUGUUUUCCUCCCAGAUUCACCGCUCAAGGAUGGUUUCAUGAAAGGAAAACAAAGGUUUAUUGCAAUUUCCAGAGUUAAGGGGAAUAUGACCGGCAUUGAAAAUAAGAUAUUCAAAUGGUAUCAAGUUCGAGAAGCCUUUUUAGACUACAAAACAUACGCACUCUUUCUUUUCUACUUGUGCAGUAAUGUUCCCCUAGGUGGUCUGUCCACUUUUGCUGCACAGAUUGUCUCGGGACUUGGCUAUUCCUCUCUUGAGACAACGCUACUGGGAAUGCCUACGGGGAUGUUCCAGACCUUUGCUGGUCUUCUGGUUGCCAUUCCGCAGAUUUGGCUGAAAAACAUGCGCUGUUUGACGUCAGCACUAUGUUGUCUCAUUCCACUGGCUUGCUCUAUAAUCAUACGACGGUUGCCGAAUGAUAAUAUGACUGGUAAACUUGUGUCGUAUUACUUCUUCUUUUUCUUCUGGGGUCCUUAUGCAACAGUCUUAUCACUUCCCAUGGCCAAUGUGUCAGGGUACACAAAAAGGCUCACGGUGAAUGGCUGUGUCUUCGUGGCAUACUGCAUCGCCAUGAUAAUUGGACCACAGCUUUUCAUCGAGGCAGAGGCACCCCGAUAUCAAACAGGUUACAAUUGUAUCCUGGCAUUUGAAAUUUGUGCGGUCAUUUGUUUGGCUGUAUAUGCAUUUGGGUGUAUGAUUGAGAACAAACGUCGUGACAAGCGCGAAGGCAAAAACUUCCAGAUGUCAAGUGCCCAUCAGUUGAGCGACCUCACAGAUCGAGAGAAGGAGGGGUUCAGGUACAUAUAUUGA